AGUUUGUAUCAGGUUCUACAGGCAAGUCUGAGUAUUUUCAACUUGGUUUGUACUAACAGUUGUUGUUGAAAGGGAUUGAGGGUAGUUUAUUGACUGACAAUUUGUUGUUGAUUCUGUGACAAAUUUGUGAUUCCUCAACUUUCGAUGCAACAUUUAAGAAUAUGAGUAUAUUGCCAGACAUUAUUUUAAACCUUACAUUUUGCUGGAGUUUUUCUUGGAUAAAUUGAGAUGCACUUAUUGUUUUGGAGCAGACUGUUUAAAAUGUGAUCUCUUUUGAUACUUGGAAAUACAGCAUCCUGUGCAUAUGAAAAUGAAUUGUUUGGUGUUUAUAUGUCAAAGUGUCACAUUAUGACUCCUAUGAAAUGUUAAGCACAGUACAAAUGCAUGUUUGGGUGUAAUUAAUAGCUAAAAUACUACCAGGAGAAAAUAAAUGGAAGGUGCAUUUUUGUUCAUGUACAAAGCAAUAUAGGCCUACACGCAGCAAUGACCUUUUCGCAGUAGGCAUGUGUGUAUUCAUGAUAUAUGCAACUAGGUACUGACUCUACUAAUUUCUUGGCUGGUGAUUAUUUUCUGGAUUGGAGAUGAUCCUUAUAUAGUCAAUUAUACAUCAGUGUUAACCUGUUUACUUCUAGAACCAGGUGGUUCCUGUGCAAAGUCUAUGGGACAUCUAGUUGAAGACGAAGCUGAGGCUUGAGAUGCAGCUGGAGAGGAUAAAACAAUCUCAUCAGAAAGAAUUAGAUGCCAAAGAUGAAGAAGUAGAGGAGGUUAGAGCAAGUGCACAAAACAAGGUGAAACAGAUGGAGAUCCAAUUAGAAGAAGACUACGAGGAACGCCAGUCUGUCAUGAGAGAGAAGAGAGAACUGGAGAGGCGGGUCCAGGAACUGUUAGACAAGCCUUUAGCUUCGGACAAGGACACAGAGAAGAGGUUGCGGAAGGACCUGAAGAAGACCAAAGCACUGCUCAAAGAUGCCCAGACAAUGCUGGAUAGGCAGAACUCGGCGGCUCCUACCGGGACAAAACUCAAACAGCUGAAGAAUGAGCUUGAAGAUGCUUCAUUUGCUACAGCCUCAGCGGUGAAGGCGAGACAGAAUCUUGAAACCGAAUUAUCAGAGCUGCAAGCCCAGUUAGAUGAUAUGAUGAAAGCCAAGUCAGAUGCUGAGGAAAGACUAUCAGUCGCCAAUCGAGACAAGACAGAGCUGGAGAGCAAGUUAGAGGAUCAAGAAGAAGAUUUCAAUGAUCUUCUCAAGAAACACAGAGCUCUCAUUCACCAGAUGUCUAACGAGCAAGCCAAGGUCAAUGAACACCUUGAAACAGUAGCAGAUCUAACCAAUGAGAAACAGGAAUUACAGGAGAAGGUCUCAGAACUGCAAGGAAAGGUAGACUUCUUAUCGGAGUCAAUGGUCGAUCGGACUCAAGUGAACAGACUGGAGUCUAAGGUUAGGGAGCUAGAGGCCAAACUGGACCUUGAACAUACUACCAAGAACAAACUUGAGAACCAAGUUGAGAGAUUACGAGACUCCCUUGACCGGUCCAACAGUGACCACAGCUCUGUUCAACAGAAGGAACUUCGGAGCCAGGAGGCAAGUAGGAAGCUCCAGCGGGAGAUCAGGGAGCUACAGGAGGAGCAAUCUGAGAUCCAACGGAAGGAGUCAGAGGCGACGCAGAAAAAACAUGAGCUGGUAAGACAUUGGUCUACUACAUGUAUAUUUAUAAUAGUGGGGAAGUUUACCCAGUGUGUUUUUUUAAUAAAAAAUAAAUAAAUAUCUAAAGAAAAAAAGUGUUAUUGCAGGUUUGGUGAUAAUCUAUAAAAGAUUAAAUAAAGUGAGGUUUAUUUUAAAUAAGGAAUUGAUAAAGUUUUAAUUGUGUUGCUUCACUUGUGAUGUGCUCCUCAUGUACAGGUGUACAUCUGUAUAUAAAAUACGAUCAUUUUUGUAAUGCAGUUUCUGAAAAUUUAAAUCACACAACAGAUUGGAAGGCAGAUUAAAUACGAGGUCAUAAAUUAACUUUAAAAACAUAAGUAUCUUUGAUAAUUGUCAAAUUGAUAGCACUUUUUUUUGCUUCAGGGCAAUUCCAUAAAAUGAUCAACCUUUUUGUUCGUCCGCCCCCCAUUUUAUCCAAUUCUUACAUCUCUUCAUGAUCUGACCAAUUGCCCUUUAGUUAGAGCAGAGUGGGCACCCCGUUUAACUCAUUAUAACUGGUAUUAUGCUUUAAUUAUGGUUUGACACUCCUGCGUAGAUGAUUGUUUUGCCUUCAUUAGAAUCAGAUAAUGCAAUAGAAAAUAAAUUUCAUGUGCUCAAUCACAACUUCCCAAAAUGCCUACAACUUAACAGAAAAGAAAAUAAAGCAGAAUGUUUCAAAUUUUAAAUUGGUAUGAAAGUUGGCAAGCUUUCUGUUCUUUAUUGGUUUUGAUCAGAAUGAACUAAUAAUCAAAUCAAGAAAUUAAUGCUUCAGGUACCAGAUACAGCUGUCAGUGGAAAAAUUGUUCAAUUUGACACUUGCUGUCGUUGUUUCAUCUCUCACAAUUCAUCAUGCUUCUUUUCAUCGAUGUGUGUGUUCAUGUGUGAAUUGUGGAUGUGCGUGUGUUUCAGUAUCAAGAUGUUUAUUACCCUUCUCAUCCUCAAGAAUAUUUUUGUUGAGAAUUUGAAAUGAGGCAAAUAAUAAAAGUCUUUCUCAUCUUUCCACCCGGCAAUGGCAUGUUGACAUCCUGUGAAUUCAGAAUAUUGAAUCACUGUCGGCUGAAAUUUCGUCAUCGUAAAAGAACGUUCUUGAAAAGAGAUUAUCAAGUUAUUUUUCGGAAAUAUACAUCUGCGGAAGGAGUUUGUGACUUUCUCGAUCAGCAUUUCAUGUUAUCGCGUUUGUUUUUCAUUAUUUUGAUUUUAAUCAAAUGCUCAUCAGCUUGGUGUAAAAUGCAUUGUCAGUUAGUCUUGGUACACUCAUUGAAAGACAAAGUAAUCAAGAAUAAAUUGGGAAGUUUGAUAUGAUGGGCAAUUUAAUCUUAUUGCUUUAUUCUAGAUGGAAAAUGUAGUGGCAUGAGAUACACAGAUAAUACCCCUGCUGGUAGAAUUCUUAACAGUAUGGUGGUACCUAUACCACUAAAUUGUAGAUAUCUUGAUAUUAAAAUCAAGUGACAAUUUCACGAUAAUAAUUACUUCUUAUAAAACGCUUUUUCAAAAGUUACAAAGCGCUAUACAAAAUGACAAAAACAAAUAUGAUCGGUAAAAACUUAAAAUAAAACUGCACAAAAUGAAACACUACUUGCAAUAGGCCUAUAUAAAAACAAAUGAGACUUGAGCAUCUUCCUGAACACAUUAAUAGAAGGGCACUGUGUAUGUUCUGAGAUAAUGCAUUCCAUUAUUUUGGGGCAAACACAGAACAUGACCUAUCACCUAUUGAUUUGAAUGUCUGUGGGAUUCGGACAGGGAUAUAUGAUGAUGACCGAGUAUUGUAAAUAAUGGCGAACUGUUGAGAGUCUGACAGGUAUGGUGGAGCUUGCUCAUGUAGGCAUUUAAAUGUGAUGGUUAGAGACUUACGCUCAAUUAGAUUUUUUACUUUCAGCCAGUGUAAUUCUGUUAUCAUAGGGGUUGGCUUAUAAUGCUACAACCAUUUGACCUAUUAAAGCGAUCACUGACUCAGUGAUUUUUAUUUUGACACUGGGUGGGUGUUUCAUAAAGCUGUUCGUAAGUUAAGAGCGACUUUAAGAACGACUGGUGAUCCUUUCAUAUGGCGAAUGGUAUAUUCAUUAGCGAUGGUUUUGUGCGUAAGAAAGGAUCACCAGUCAUUCUUAAAGUUGCUCUUAACUUAUGAAUAGCUCUAUGAAACGGCCCCCAGGUAGAUGUUUCAUAAAGCUGUUCAUAAGUUACCAGCAACUUUAUGAACGACUGGUGAUCCUCUCUUGGGAGGUAAAUAAACACAAAUGAAAAGUUGGUUCGCAAAAUUUACCACAAAUGAUCGUUGGUCAUUCAUAAAGUCACUUUUAAAUUACAAACAGCUUUAUGACACUCCAGCCUGGACAAAUUUAUUUCCCAGAAGAAUAGUACCUUUAAUCAAUCGGUUGGUGCAGAAAAUCAUCUUUAGAGAGUUUUCUUUUUUUUAUUGUUAAGAAAUGUAUUUUCUGUUCUUUUUCUUGGGACUCUUACAAAAAUCAGACAUUCCUCAUAAUCAAAUUGGAAGCCAUUUCAUCCAUUGUUUUCCGAAUUUGAUGAGAUUUCUCAGAUAAAUGUCGAAUACAACAUAUCAAGAAUGAAAAGUGAUGCUGAGCAAAUGAGAUUAAACAUCUAGAUUGCAGUCGUGUCAGCCUUGUCUUGAUACAUGCAGUCACUGCCUAAUUCAAUUCGAGGUGAGAAGAGCUUGUCAAAGCACCUACACCGCCCUCGCUUGACAAAGAAUGGUCAUUUGAUAGCUCGUUACUGUCUCUGUCAGCAGUGCUGAACUUGCUUUCAGCUCUCAUUGAUAAAGGUUCUCUCUAGGGAACAUCAAAGGGGAUAGUUCUCACUGGUAAAAAACAUUGUUAUAUUUUUCUCAGAAGAGGGUAAUGAGAUGUGGCAAUGUUUCAUAUUUCAAAGCCUUUCUAGAGUUUUGGUGAAGAGUCAUUGUUGCAUUAGAUUGGACCUUUAUAUUAAAGAAUAGUACGAAAUUGUAGUAAUAGUUCUAUAGUUUUUAAUUGAUUCAUUCUUUGUUGCAAAUAAAAUUUGUUUGUUACAUUG
Molecule: messenger RNA, 4703 nt
Organism: Lytechinus pictus (painted urchin)
Lineage: Eukaryota; Metazoa; Echinodermata; Echinoidea; Temnopleuroida; Toxopneustidae
Product: unconventional myosin-XVIIIa-like
Exons: 9
Coding region: 696-1760 (354 amino acids)
Biological process (GO): actomyosin structure organization
Cellular component (GO): myosin II complex; cytoplasm; myosin filament
Molecular function (GO): actin filament binding
Source: RefSeq, a predicted model, not a curated record